Cyphellophora europaea CBS 101466 is the source of this 1539-nucleotide messenger RNA. RefSeq lists its product as uncharacterized. Gene Ontology annotation, biological process: positive regulation of transcription by RNA polymerase II; DNA-templated transcription. NCBI's taxonomy places the organism in Eukaryota, Fungi, Ascomycota, Eurotiomycetes, Chaetothyriales, Cyphellophoraceae. The transcript has a single exon. The coding region runs from base 1 to 1539 and encodes 512 amino acids. The record is from RefSeq and is a predicted model, not a curated record. Gene Ontology annotation, molecular function: sequence-specific DNA binding; zinc ion binding. Gene Ontology annotation, cellular component: nucleus.
AUGCCGUUGUCUCGAGUCUCAAAGGCCGCAAGUCCCGGUUUAGAUGAAGCACACAAGCUUAUGGAUCACUACUUUCGUUUCGCCAUGCCAACGUUCCGCUUCUUUCAUCGACAGAGUCUAGAGCGCUGGAUGGCGGAUUAUGUCCAUCGCCAGCCUCUACCAGCGGCUAAGGCGGCAAGUGUCCUCAUCGUUUGGGCCCAAGCUCUCAUCUCCUAUCCAGACGACUCGAUUGGCGACUUACAAGCAUCUCAAAGGGGUGCAUCGUAUUUUGAGCAGGCUCGCACACUCCUAAACAGCGAGCUGGGGCCAAUGACUCUUGCAUGCGUCGAAGCUCGUUUGGCUAUGUGCCUCUAUCUCCUAUGCGUCUCACGGAUUGUGGAAUGCCGCUUUCUGUUCUCAUUCACCCACGCCCUUGCCAUCUCAAUGGGUCUACAUCGAAAGGCGUCUAGACGGCUGAAGCUGGCUGCAUUUCAGCAGGAGCGCAGAAAGCGAGUCUUUUGGUCACUGUAUAUUGUCGACAGCUAUCUUAGCGUCAUGCUCGGUCAGCCUCGCCAUCUGCGUGAUGACGACCUCGACCAGGAGUACCCAGUCAACAUCGACGACCUGGUCCUGGACGCAGCCACUGAUCUCUCUCAAGUCCCUCAUCACGGCAAUAUAGAGGCAUUCAUCUACCACGCCAGACUAGCUCGGCUCUUCACCCGCAGCACUGACGUGCUCUAUCCUAUUCAUGACAUUAGCAGCGAAGACAUCGUUCAAAGAGGCGAGUCGAUAGUCGCAGCCUUGGACGGGUUGGAGCAGGAGCUGCCCACCUUCUUGAAACCACGCUUGACUGCAGCCAUCGGGGUCCAAACUUGGGACCGGCAGAACUCGGUGCUCAGUCUAGGCUUUGCUCAUGCUCGCAUCAUUGCCACCCGCAGAUCGCUCCUCGUCGACACAUUCAAGAUCUCUUCAGACACCGAAAUGCAUCAACGCCACGAAUCGUGCAUGCGUGAUUGUCUAGAUGCCAUCAUCAACGUCCUUGAUCACGUUUUCUCGAUGCUGCAGCACGGACGCUUACUCUCCACCUUCUGGUUGACGCAGUACAUCGCAUUAUGCGCCAUCUCGACGUUGUUCGUGUAUCAGAUACAACAGAACCAAGGGAAGGUGCCGGUGCUCGCUCAAAGCCGCGACUUAACUCAAUACCUUAGCAAAGCACAAGAGAUUCAAGAGCACCUGGCCAAGAUCGUUCCACAGGGCUCACAAGCACAAAGACAUCACUACCUUUUGUCGAAGCUGAGGCAGCGGGCAAGUCGCAGCGCGUCAUCCUCGGUGACACCAGUCGAGGGACGGGCUCAGCAGAGCUCCAGAGUCCAGGAGGAGGAGGAACGGUACCCACCGAGCCCACAGCCUCAAACUCAGCCACCGGUCGAUAUGCCCGGUGGGAAUGACUUCACGGCGGUCAAUAUGUUCGAUCAUGACAUCCCCGACGCUGCCUCGUGGCUUUACUUGGACCAGCUGGGAAUGCAACCUGAUUUCCACGCAACAUGGCCACGUUAUUAA